AGCGUGUGUGUGUGUAUAUCUCCUAAACAUGGCGGCCCUCAAAGCUUUGUGCAGAGCGGAGAAUUUACUCUUCAAAAACCUUUCAGGUCCCGUCACAACAAAAUUUAACGUCGCUCAUCUUCAAUUGAGCAAGACUUCCGGCUGUUACUUUUCAACCUCCAGCCACCGAAAUUCACAGUUCUACUCAGAUCCCACAGAGGCAGUCAAAGAUAUCCCAGAUGGAGCUACUCUCUUAGUUGGAGGCUUUGGAUUAUGUGGCAUCCCAGAGAAUCUGAUCAACAGUUUACUCAAGACCGGUGUUAAAGGUCUUACCGCAGUAAGCAACAAUGCAGGAGUGGAUAACUUUGGCCUGGGUCUGCUGCUCCAGACUAAGCAGAUCAAGAGGAUGAUCUCUUCGUAUGUCGGGGAGAAUGCAGAGUUUGAGCGUCAAUAUCUGGCGGGGGAGCUGGAAGUUGAGCUGACACCACAGGGUACGCUCGCAGAGCGGAUCAGGGCAGGGGGUGCUGGGAUUCCAGCCUUUUUCACAGCCACCGGCUAUGGCACACUAAUCCAAGAGGGGGGCUCUCCUAUUAAGUACAACAAAGAUGGGAGUAUAGCCAUCGCCAGCGAGAAGAGACCGGUGCAGGAGUUUAAUGGCCGGCACUACAUCAUGGAAAAGGCCAUCACUGGAGACUUUGCACUAGUCAAAGCAUGGAAAGCUGACAGGGCUGGAAAUGUUAUUUUCAGGAAAACAGCCAGGAAUUUCAACCAUCCGAUGUGCAAGGCUGCCAAAACCACCAUAGUCGAGGUGGAGGAGGUGGUGGACGUUGGGACCUUUGCUGAGGAGGACAUCCACAUACCCAGCAUCUACGUCCACAGGAUCGUCAAAGGAGGAAACUAUGAGAAAAGGAUUGAGAAACGCACAGUAAAGAAAAGCGGAGCAGAGAAACCCAAACCAAAGAAGGACUCAGACAUUGUUCGUGAAAGGAUCAUUCGCAGGGCUGCUCUGGAGUUUGAAGAUGGAAUGUAUGCCAACCUUGGAAUUGGUAUCCCCAUGCUUGCCAGCAACUUUAUAAAACCAGACAUCACGGUUCACCUCCAAAGUGAAAAUGGAAUUCUGGGAUUGGGCCCUUACCCUACUGAAGAUGAGGUGGAUGCAGACCUGAUUAAUGCUGGGAAAGAGACUGUCACUGUGCUUCCUGGGGCCUCCUAUUUCUCCAGUGAUGAGUCAUUUGCCAUGAUUAGGGGAGGUCACGUCAACCUGACAAUGCUGGGAGCCAUGCAGGUGUCAAAACACGGGGACCUAGCCAACUGGAUGAUUCCUGGUAAGAUGGUAAAAGGAAUGGGAGGAGCCAUGGACUUGGUGGCUAGCGCGGGAACCAAGGUGGUGGUCACCAUGGAGCACUCAGCUAAGGGAGGAAAACACAAGAUUUUGGAAAAAUGCAGCCUGCCUUUGACAGGAAAGCAGUGUGUGGACCGGAUCAUCACAGAGAAGGCGGUGUUUGAUGUGGAUAAGACAAAAGGCCUGACACUGAUAGAAGUGUGGGAGGGGCUCACUCCUGAGGAUAUCAAGGCAUGCACUGGCACCGAUUUUGAGGUGUCCCCUAACCUGAGGUCCAUGCAGCAGAUCUAGAGGAGCUCUAAUAGGAUCUGAGGAGCGUUUUUUCAUUUCUCUGGUGUAAACAGUUGGUGUUUAGUAGCCUGAGAUGGGGCAAAUAAGCUGAUGACAUACAAAUGAGUGGUUCAGUUUCUUAUUAAUCAGCAUGCAGACAUCAGAAGGAUUUACUUCUCAGUUAAAUUCACUUAAAGGAAUUCACAAAUGCAUGAGGGGUUUUUCUCUGUGAUCUGAUCUGACAAACAAAAAGGGAAUUUUACAUUGCUGCCUAUUAAACCAUUAAGUUAUUAACUUUUUCUAAUUUUUGUACAGCCAUUACUAAAUAAUCCAUCAGAUCACAUAAAAACUGGUCAGAUUGUCACUUCACUAGUCCUAUGAACAUAAUGGGUGCAAACAUUUAAAGAUGAAUCAAAGUUACUGUAGAUGAAAAUGUUACUGUAUCAAGUUUUAAAGAGCUAAGACAUAAAGAAGUAUGUGCUGUAUGCCAGACUAUUCUUAAUUCAGCACAGAAGGAAAAUUGUAUUUAGUUGUUUAAACUUGUGUCACACCUAGUAACAAAUACAUAAAUGAAUGUAUAUUUCUAGAAAUAAUGUCAAACUAAAACAUGUUUGUAGUAAUCAGCCCCACCAGAGUGUCAAGCGGUUUGAUAUCUCUUCUCUCUCGGCCUCUGCAAUCAAACCUUACAUUUGAGCCAGAAACAAAAUGAGGCCUUAACAUUUUGUACUCAGACGUUUGCCGUCCCCUUCCUUCCCUUUGUAAAUAAAAUAAAAGACAACCUUG
Molecule: messenger RNA, 2374 nt
Organism: Cheilinus undulatus (humphead wrasse)
Lineage: Eukaryota; Metazoa; Chordata; Actinopteri; Labriformes; Labridae
Gene: oxct1a
Product: 3-oxoacid CoA transferase 1a
Exons: 17
Coding region: 29-1612 (527 amino acids)
Biological process (GO): ketone body catabolic process
Cellular component (GO): mitochondrion
Molecular function (GO): succinyl-CoA:3-oxo-acid CoA-transferase activity
Source: RefSeq, a predicted model, not a curated record